AUCCAAGCGGUCGAGUCGAAGUUAUGGGAAUGAAUGCACGGCCUUGCUGCCCCAAACAAUUCACGCCCGUCGAGUUGGAACGUCCGACGCGUACUUGGUUCUUCUCUUCGUCUUUGUGGAUUUUGGCUGUUUCCCGCCCAGAAAAAAUUAAGAAUAGAAUCACCAAGUUUUCCGUAGCUCGCGCCAAACCACCAAUUGAAACAAAACACACACAAAAGAAAUAGCAACAGAAAAUGCCGAGUAAAACAAACAGAAUUACAAUAGUGCUAAUAUAUUUGAAUAAAAUAUAUUGAGUCCCAAACCGUAUCGAAUCGGAAAUCGGUCUUGGAGAAUAUUCCAAUUCCAAUACGUGAAAAAGCCGCGCAAAAACUUUCAGUUUCGUUUUCCUCUUUCAUUGCUGCCGGAGCCGGCAAUAGACGGGUCCGAGCGCCAAACGAGACCGGCACGAGCAGAACGAAAAGGAAGGAGGAGAAUAACGGAAAAGUCCAAGAAGGCGCUUAAGUACCGUUUGUUCAGUAAUUUCGUGAUUUUUUGUGAAUUGUCGCCAGACGGUAGUGCAGAAACGCCGAAACCAGAACAAAUCACAAAGCAACUACAAAUACAUAUGAUAAAGCGUGAAUUUUCCAGUGAAACACAAUUUAACAAACAAAUAUUCAAAUCAAAACACCGGGAACGAGGACAAUUCUCGAAAACCCCCUGAACGGCAAAGCGCGCGUAAUACAAGGAGGAGCAAAUUUUUUUUGGUGUCCCUUUUUGUUGGGUUGGUGUUUUCUCCCUGACGAUCACAAGAAAAGAAAGUAGAUUGAGAGAGGAGUUAAAGAAAAGCUGCAGAAAUUCUAACAAAGUGGAUUACAAUUAAUUUUUGACGAACUGGCUAUAUCCACGUAGAUAUUCCAGAAAUAACGGAUUCCACUUGGAAAACAAAGCCCUAAGCCAAAUUCGCAAAGAUGGCGCUCCCGUUUUUCGACUUCCCCGAAGGCUGUCUGUCGCAAAUUCACAUGGACGAGGAGUUGUUUACUGGCCCAUUCAAUAUCGAUGAUAUGUUCGGUGGCGAUGCCCCGAGCAUACAGAGCGACCUGGCCAAGAUCGAGUCGCGCGAAGGCCUCGACUACUUUGACGAUAUGGAGGACAUGAAACCGGAGAUCCGCAACGGGGACUGCAUGUGGUCCGCCUCCUCCAGUUGCCACAGUAACGGCAGCGCCGGCUACAACAACAGCGCCGCCUCCAGCUACAGCGAUGGCAUCGCCAUACCCCUGUCCAUUGUAACAGGCGGGGCCAAUCCCUACCAAUGCCAACAGGAGGAGCAGCAACAGCAGCAGCAACAGCAGCAGCAGCAGCAACAGAAGAGGCAGAAACAAAAUAGCGGCACCAAGCCUGGAGCAGAGGAUCUUCCCGUGAUUAUCAAACAGGAGCCGCUGGACGACUACCUGCCAUCCGUGGAGAAGCGUGCUCGCCUCUGCGUUAGCGGAAAGGCACAGACACAGUCGGAGAGCACAGCCUACAUCGCCGCCGAUCAGCUGAUCCCGCCCGGCGGAAGCCUACUCCGCAAGCGCAACGUCAUACUUCAGGGUAACCAGCGGUGUAAGAUGGGCCCGACGGUGGCCGAGACCAAGCCUGCGCCCCAAUACCGGCGCCCCGACACGCCCCCACACAGCAUUCCCGAUGAGAGUGCGCCGGAAACGGCACCCAUGUUCCGCCACAAUGUCGAUCUGCGAGCCUGCGUCAUGGGCAGCAACAACAUCUGCCUGACCAGCGACGGCGAUGUCAACUGCAUUAACCAGAUCAGUCGGGAGCUGCAGAACGCCAACAAGACGCUGUUCUCGUUAUUCCCGGUGCCGGAAAUCAACGACGUUAUGGACGUACUCAGCCAGGAAUCGCAGCAGCAGUCACAGCAAUCGCUGCAGUCGCUGUCGAUACAGCAGGCGUUGGAGGUGGCCGCCAAUGCGACAACCGUCAAGGUGUCGCCCCCCAACAGCAGCUCUGACUACGACUCUGAUGACGAGACCUAUCGCGAAAUACACAAGAGCACGAUGCUCAUGCGGCACAUCAGCGAUCACAGUUAUACGCGUUGCAACGAGCUGGACGACAGACACGCCCCGGAGACGCCAUCAGAUUCGGAUGAGGAAAUCGAUGUGGUCUCAUUCCCAGACAAGAAACAACUGCAAAACACCGUCGGUGACCUGGACCUGCUGGAAAAGGUGGCCCACCAAAUCUCGCAUGGCAUUAACCAAAAGAAACCGCGCUACGGUACCUACAUGCCGUAUACGCCGGCGAGCAGUAGUCCGGUCAAGUCGGUGGCCAAUUCCCGCUACCCAUCGCCCUCGAGCACGCCCUACCAGGCCUCCUCGCAAUCGUACUCGCCCCUCACCGUCGACUCGUCGAAUGCCAGCAGCAGCAGUAGCAGCAGCAGCAGCUCCGGCUACGGCUGCGGCGGCGCCACCAAGGGACACAAGCGCUACUACCUCAAGUUCAGCAGCAACGGUACCGCAACCGCCGGCAGCAGCGCGGGCACCAACGGAAUGUCCGUGCAUAAGAUGGCCAGCAAUGGCAGCAGCAGCAACAACAACAACAGCAGCAACAGCAGCAGCAGCAACAACAGCAACAGCAGUAGUCGAAUCAUCAGCAAAAAGUGCCGCAGCAAAAAGUCCAGCCCAUCGUCGUGCUCCUCCUCGGAGCUGGGAUCGCCGGUGAGCAGCACCGAGGCGGAUGCCUCCAACAACUGGAUGAACGAGACGAACAGCACCAUGAACAGGAUACCCAAGCAUAAUUCUGUCGCUAACAUGGCCCCACUCGCACGCAGCAGUCAGCGGUUCAGCGUGGACGAGGCCGACACCAUCGAGAAGCGCAACCAGCACAACGACAUGGAGCGCCAGCGACGCAUUGGCCUGAAGAACCUGUUCGAGGCCCUCAAGAAGCAGAUACCCACCAUUCGGGACAAGGAGCGCGCCCCCAAGGUGAACAUACUGCGCGAGGCGGCCAAGCUGUGCGAACAGCUGACCCACGAGGAGCACGACCUGGCCAUGGAGUACCAGAGGCUCAGGGAGAAGAACCGCAAGCGCCAGGAGCUGCUGGUGCGCCUGCGCGCCGCCUCCACAGUCCAUACAGUGACUGACGAGAGCCGUAAGUGGGUUGGUCAGAGACCCAAAUAGACCCAGUAACGAGUCUUGUUUGAGAGCAAGUAGAUGGGGGAUGAUGCGGCGGCGUAUUUGUAGGGCAUCAGACCGAACGAUAUAACGAAUAUGAUCUAUGAUAUACUAGCGUAAGGUCUUUAUACGUUCGAUACGGUUUACUAUACAUACUAUACCUAUAUAUCUUCUUAUUUUUUUUUUUUUGCUCUUGACCUUAAGCAUAUUUUGAAACUUCAAUAUCAGUUGGUAGGAUACGAUCUAAGGACUAUAGUAGGACUAGUGGCCAUUGUAUAUAUUUGGGGCCUUGCUUUUUCACUUUCAGACCCGACAUCGGAGUGAUUUAUCAAAUUUGAUUUAUUUAAUGUGAUAUAUAUAAUUUUCUGAACCCAAUUAGAUUUUUUUUGGUGUCUUGAGGAGAUCGAAUCAAGGAAGAGGUCAGGUCAGAUAAAGGAGGAGGAGGGGGAGGAAAAUUAACGAAAACUGUUUUAUUGAAUCAAGUUGAAGUUUCAUAUAGGUACACAUAAAUAUAGGCUAUAGGCUAUAGGCUAUACGCUAUAGGCUAGGAUUAGGAUUAUAGCCCAGGGUUAAGAGCCUGUACUCUAUAGGUUAGGUUAUUACACUUAUUAUUAUUAUUAUUAUAAUUUUUUUUGAAUUAGCUACUUAACUUUACAUGAAGUAAAACAGAACCGGAAACGGAACUGGUACCGGUACCGGUAGAGAACCAGGACAAUGAACCAAUCAAUGAAAUGAAAACAAAAAGGAAACGAAAACGAAACGGGAAAGGGAAACAAAACGGGAGAACGGAAAACAGACAAAAGUUACAACGAAAGAGCCACAAAGAAAAAGAGAAGGAGGAGACCAAGAAAAGUGCGUGAAGAAAUGAGGAGUGGAAAGAGGACGGGGACGAGGAAGAGGAAGAGGAAGGUACGAGCGGCUGGAUAUGGGCGAUAUAGCUGAAAGUAGAACUUUGCUUGCCUCAGAAAGGAUAAUCCCAGCCCAUAUCCUCGCUCUACACACACACAGACACACAUACAAGGGGAAACUUGAUUCAAAUUUCUUGUUCGAUAGUCGAUAGUCGAUAGUCGACAGAGUUACUAUACCAGACUAUACGGUACACGGUUUAGGGAUCUAUCCUAUGCCUCUGCACACGCAUAUGCAUAUGUAUCUAUAUUUAUACGAUAUAAGGAAGACGCAUCCCUUGAGAAGAGAAGAACACAACUACCUAUACGGAAACACUUGAAUGCUUUUGCUUAGAAACAAAAAAAAACACCUACCCAGAACCAGAACCAGAACCAGACCGGAGGAAACGCUUUUUAUACACAAACACAAACACAAACAACAUACACCCAAGAAAUACUUGAACGCUACUGCCUAUAGAAAGAAAAUACAUUUUAUUUGCUAUGAAGAUUCGCAUACAUAUAUAUAUAUAUAUAUAUAUACAACCGGAAAACUUUUACAACUAUUAUACAUACAUAUACAGAACUUUGAUUCUUGUUGUUGUAUUUAUAAUUAUUAUUAUAUUUUUUUUUUGCUAUAUGUAGAAUAUUCUUUUUUAACCCGAUAACUAUGCAUAUGAAAUGCGCGAAACUUAACGAAAGAAAGAAGAAAACACACAAAAAAAACUAGAGAGGAGAAUUAAGAGAACUUGAUGGAAAACUAUUUAAUAGUGCUACCACACCCUAGAGAAAGAAAAAGGGAAGAGAGGAGCGGAGCGGAGCGGAGAGGAGAGUAGAAGCUGGCUGCAAAGUUUGUUGUUGGAGAUAGCAACCCCCCCACCCCAACCCCCAGAUAACACCCCAACCCCAACCCCAACCCAAACCCAAAACCUAGACCUAGACCUAACCCAAGAGAACUCAAACUUUUGUGAGCUGUUUAACUGUCGAUUUUUGCUAAUAAGUUAUAGCCGGGUAAUAUGUUAUAUAUGAUUAACGAUUAAACCAAUUGUUUACACGCAUAUAUAUACAACCAUAUAUAUAUAUAUAUAUAUAUAUCAACUAUAUAACCACUAUAUACAAAUAUCUAUAUAUACAUAUAUACUACUAAACGAAAGAAAAAGUAAAUGAAGUUAAAAGAAAAGUAAGCGAAACUAUAAACUACAAUUCAAAGGAAAUGUAAACUGUUAUUUAGGUUUAGACACAAACAAACAAAAAAAAA
Messenger RNA from Drosophila pseudoobscura, 5282 nucleotides. It is a transcript of the gene Myc, whose product is annotated as bHLH transcription factor Myc. The coding region runs from base 948 to 3149 and encodes 733 amino acids. Gene Ontology annotation, molecular function: protein dimerization activity; RNA polymerase II cis-regulatory region sequence-specific DNA binding; DNA-binding transcription factor activity, RNA polymerase II-specific. Gene Ontology annotation, biological process: regulation of transcription by RNA polymerase II. The record is from RefSeq and is a predicted model, not a curated record. The transcript has 3 exons. Lineage: Eukaryota; Metazoa; Arthropoda; Insecta; Diptera; Drosophilidae.